AUGAAGAAUAGAAGUAGUGAUCUCAACUCUUUGUUGUGUGUAUUGAAUGCACUGUCUGGAUCACAGAUAACUAUACAAUUAAGGAAUGAAACAGAGAUCUAUGGUACAAUUGCAACAAUAGAUGGUCAUAUGAAUAUUGAACUAUCUGAUGCAGUAUUGACUGAUAUCGGUGGUACCAACAAGGAUAAGUAUGAUUUGAUAUUGAUACAUUCAAGGAAUAUAAGAUAUAUCCAAAUACCUGAUAGGAUAGACUUGAAUCAUCUAUUAUACUUAUAUAGCAAGACACUAUCAGAUAUGCAGAAGAAGUAUCAACGAACAAAGAGAAAGCCUGAUUUGGUGAGACCAGAAAAGGUUAACUAUGUACAUGAUGAUGGUAGUACUGUCAUCGUUACUGACAAGAGAGAAUACUCAAAG
Acytostelium subglobosum LB1 is the source of this 414-nucleotide messenger RNA. RefSeq lists its product as hypothetical. The record is from RefSeq and is a predicted model, not a curated record. Gene Ontology annotation, cellular component: nuclear body; cytoplasmic U snRNP body. The transcript is spliced from 3 exons. NCBI's taxonomy places the organism in Eukaryota, Evosea, Eumycetozoa, Acytosteliales, Acytosteliaceae. Gene Ontology annotation, molecular function: U7 snRNA binding; histone pre-mRNA DCP binding. The annotation marks the transcript as partial. Gene Ontology annotation, biological process: mRNA 3'-end processing by stem-loop binding and cleavage.